UAUAAGCAGACGAAUUCAAGUUAUCUUACUCGUCUGCGAACACUCGAGUAGUCGAAACGAAUUAUUUUUCAGCUUGGAUUCUAUUUUCCUGUCAACUUAAACAUGAAUUCCGCACUUCGUACUCUGGGAUUUGCUUUGUCUCGCCGAGCUGCUUUGCCAGCCAAUGCCAGUUCGCCUCAACGCUUCCUACACACCGGAUCUAGAUUAUUGGCAGCACAGGUACAACUUCCAGCACCUGACUUCAAGGCCACUGCUGUUGUUGACUCAGCCUUCAAGGAAAUCAGUCUCUCGGACUACAAGGGAAAAUAUCUAGUACUAUUUUUCUACCCCCUUGACUUCACCUUCGUUUGCCCUACUGAGAUUAUUGCAUUCAGCGAUAGAAUUCAGGACUUUAAGGCUCUGAAUGCUGAAGUAGUUGGUGUUUCCACAGACUCACACUUUAGUCAUCUUGCCUGGAUCAACACUUCCCGAAAGGAAGGAGGUUUGGGCGGUUUGAACUAUCCAUUGCUAGCCGAUUUCCACAAAACAAUCUCUCGUGAUUAUGGUGUCUUGAUUGAGAAAGCUGGCAUUGCUCUUCGAGGACUCUUUAUCAUCGACCCUACGGGUGUUGUCCGUCAAGUGACGAUCAACGAUUUGCCAGUUGGCCGCUCUGUCGACGAAACUCUGCGAUUAAUUAAAGCUUUUCAAUUCGUCGAGAAACACGGCGAAGUUUGCCCAGCCAAUUGGACUCCUGAAUCACCUACUAUCAAACCCGAUCCCGUUGGCUCAAAAGACUAUUUCAACAAGGUGAACUGAAAGGAAUUUUGUUAGUUAAUUGUUUUUGGUAACAGGAUCUUAGAUACAUUUAUCUGAAAAAAUAUAAUCGAUAACGGGUUAACAAUGGA
Molecule: messenger RNA, 884 nt
Organism: Daphnia pulex (common water flea)
Lineage: Eukaryota; Metazoa; Arthropoda; Branchiopoda; Diplostraca; Daphniidae
Product: peroxiredoxin-2-like
Exons: 7
Coding region: 103-795 (230 amino acids)
Biological process (GO): response to oxidative stress; hydrogen peroxide catabolic process; cellular response to stress
Cellular component (GO): mitochondrion; cytosol
Molecular function (GO): thioredoxin peroxidase activity
Source: RefSeq, a predicted model, not a curated record